Molecule: messenger RNA, 1921 nt
Organism: Quercus robur (English oak)
Lineage: Eukaryota; Viridiplantae; Streptophyta; Magnoliopsida; Fagales; Fagaceae
Product: putative UDP-rhamnose:rhamnosyltransferase 1
Exons: 1
Coding region: 210-1634 (474 amino acids)
Molecular function (GO): UDP-glycosyltransferase activity
Source: RefSeq, a predicted model, not a curated record
CAUAAUAUUCAUUAGAAUGGCUUCUUCUACAAAAUUAUUGUGGCUUUGGAUGCCAAAUCUAUCUCCUAGUACUCUUUUGUUAAAAAAAAACAAUGGGUCACAACAGUCAUAGACCGUUCAAGGAUCUGUAAGUCCACACAUAAACGUUUAUGUGCGAAUUCCUGAAUAUCCAAUAGAUCGUUCCUGGAAAAAAAAAAAAAAAAAAAGAAAUGGUUAGGGAUCAUCUCCACGUAGUGAUGCUUCCGGGCUCUACCUUUGGCCACCUCAUACCCUUCUUCCAGCUCUCCGUGGCCUUAGCUAAAGCUGGAAUUCAUGUUUCCUUUGUAUCAACCCCAAGAAAUAUCCAAAGACUCCCUAAACUUCCUCCAAAUUUAGCAACUCUCAUAAAUAUGGUGGAGUUUCCAUUACCUUUACUAGGCAAUGACUUGUUGCCUGAAGGAGCUGAGGCCACUAUAGACGUUCCAGUAGAGAAAGCUGACUACAUAAAGACUGCAUAUGAUCGCCUCCAAUACCCUAUCAGCCAGUUCAUCGCUGAGCAAUUACCGGACUGGAUUAUAAUCGAUUUUUCUGGUCAUUGGGCGGUUGAAAUUGCCCAGAAUUAUGACAUCGGCCUCGUGUACUUCUCUGUCUUCUCUGCUGCUACUGCUAUUUUCUUUGGGCAGCCACCAGACUAUUAUUUUGUUGGUGAACACCAAAAGAAAGCUUGGCCAUCACCGGAGAGUAUGACAAAACCGCCGAAGUGGGUUAGUUUUCCGUCCUCUGUAGCAUACCGAGGUUAUGAGGCUAUUGGAUUACAUGCGGGGGUAUAUGCAGAGAAUGCUUCGGGGAUCAGUGUUGCUGCGAGACUUACAGAGGUUCUCCGUGCAUGUAAAGCAUUGGCUAUUCGUAGUUGUAGGGAGUUUGAAGGUGAAUACUUGAGUUUACAUGAGAAAUUGAUGGGGAAGCCAGUGAUUCCCGUAGGUUUACUCCCUCGGGAAAGACAUGGAGUGAUAGGCAGUGAUAGCUCAUGGAAGAUGAUCUUUGAAUGGCUCGAUAAACAAGAACCCAAGUCAGUUUUGUUUGUAGGGUUUGGCAGUGAGUGUCAGCUGAGCAAAGAACACGUUUACGAGAUUGCUUAUGGGCUACAGCUUUCUCAAGUGCCAUUUUUUUGGACAUUGAGAAAACCUUUCUGGGCUAUUGAUGAUGCUGACUCUUUGCCAUUGGGUUUUAUCGACACUACAUCUGGCAAAGGAAUGGUGUGUAUGAGCUGGGUACCGCAAAUGGAAAUUCUGGCGCACCCAUCAAUUGGGGGAUCAUUGUUUCACUCUGGGUGGGGGUCUGCAAUUGAGAUGUUACAAUUUGGUCACUGUCUUGUUGUGUUGCCAUUAAUCUAUGACCAGCCUUUGAAUGCAAGGCUUUUGGUGGAUAAGGGUGUGGCUGUAGAAGUAGAGAGAGGAGAGGACGGAUCGUUUAGCAGGGAUGGCAUAGCCAAGGCUGUGAAGCUGGCCAUGGUGUUAGAAGAAGGAGAUAAAUUAAGAACUCGUGCAAGAGAGGCUGCUGCAAUAUUUGGAGACGAGAAUCUGCAUCAGAUGUGCUACAUUGGUCACUUUGUUGAGUAUUUAAAACAUGGCAUGGAGGAGGGUUUUGCUUGUUAAUUUGGAGAAACCAAAUAAACUUUCUAGAUUUGGUAAAAUAUUAUCCGUAUAAGAAAGAGUAAUCACAACUGUGAUGUUAAUAAAGAGGUUGCAUUUCUAAUUGAUAAACGUGACCUCGGCAGUUUCCAACGUUUCCCUGCCUUUGCUAUUUGUGAUGCAGUGAUUUCGAAUUUUCCAUUUGUAUAAUGUUGUCUUACUGUAGCUAUAGUCGUGGCUGCUGGUUAUGAUUGUCAUAGUGCUAAGAGUAUAUUGGUGUUUUGUGAUGCACACAAAAGGUUUGAAUUUUU